Molecule: messenger RNA, 4248 nt
Organism: Pseudomassariella vexata
Lineage: Eukaryota; Fungi; Ascomycota; Sordariomycetes; Amphisphaeriales; Pseudomassariaceae
Product: SH2 domain-containing protein
Exons: 4
Coding region: 1-4248 (1415 amino acids)
Biological process (GO): positive regulation of transcription elongation by RNA polymerase II; transcription elongation-coupled chromatin remodeling; transcription elongation by RNA polymerase II
Cellular component (GO): transcription elongation factor complex
Molecular function (GO): nucleosome binding; histone binding; DNA binding
Source: RefSeq, a predicted model, not a curated record
AUGAGUAACGCUAUGCGGGAUCUCGUGAUGGGGGAGGCUGAGUUGGGUAGUGAAGAGGAUGAUGAGUCUUUCGAUGAGGAAACCGGCGAGGCUCGAGAACGAAACCGCGAUCGCAACAUGGACGAUUCAAGCGAGGAAGAAGAGGAAGACGAGGAUGAAGAGGAGGCACGAAAGGUGCGCGAAGGCUUCAUCGUCGACGAGGAUGAAGAAGAAGAAGACGCCGUGGACUCGGAUGAGCAGCGCAAACGAAGGAAGCGCAAGAGGCGUCAAGAGCGAGAGGAGGAGGCGCAGCUUGAUGAGGAAGAUCUUGACCUCAUCGGCGAGACGAUCGAUGGCUACGGUGACAAAGAAGCCGAAAAGAGCAAAUUCAAGCGGCUGAAGCGCGGUCACCGAGAUGAAGACCGUGGGAAGAAGUCUCGAGGCCUCGAUCAGAUAUUUUCCGACGAUGACGAUGACAUCGACGAACGACCCUAUGGCCGUCCUAGUCAUCGCGCCCAGGCCGACGAAUUCGACGACUUCAUUGAAGAUGAUUUCCCCGAAGACGAAGAUGAGCGGAUUCGUCACAUGGAGGAUAUGGAGGUCGCAAGACCCAGGGAUCGGGGUCUCGCGGGAAGCGUCCUCGAUCCAACGGGCUUGGAUAAGGAGGUACUCGAUGAAAUGGAAGAGAUAUUCGGCAACGGAGAAGACUACGAUUGGGCUCUGCAGUUGGAGGAGGAUGAAGAGGAUCGCCAAAGAGAGGAGACAACCCUGGAACUAAAGGACGUCUUUGAACCUUCGCAGCUUAAGGAGAAGUUGCUGACGGAAGAGGACAACGAAAUCCGCUUCACCGAUGAACCCGAACGCUUCCAGCUUGAUCGUAAGCCAUUUAAACACCUCCAAAUCUCGCCCGAGCAGUUCAAGGAAGAGGCGAAAUGGAUCACAAAUCAUCUGUGGCCGAAGAAACAACUGUCGCCCGAACUCCAUCAACCUUUCCUCAAAGGCAUCGGGAAGGUACUUGAGUAUUUCGUUGUGGAGGAGCUCGAGGUACCUUAUGUCUUCCAACACCGCAAAGACUACCUCAUCCACGCCAUCAAGCAACGGAAUCCUGAACAUCGGGAAGACCCGGAAGCGCCAGAGUAUGUUGUGCACGCCGAGAAGCUCCUGACGCAAGAUGAUCUCUGGAAGAUUCUAGAGCUGGACAUAAAAUUCCGAUCUCUCAUUGAAAAGCGGAAUACACUUGAAAAGAACCAGCUCAACCUCCGAGAGUCAGCAGAUGUCCAGGAUGAGAUGCUGUCCGAAAUGACGCCUCAGGCGGAAACCAUGGAAGAACUUCAAGAUCUGCAAGACUACGCCAACUUCCAGUACGCCCCUCAGCUCAAGGACAUUGCUGCAAUGAACGGAGUGAUUAGGCAGACGAAACGCCCAGGUGCCAAGUCGACGGUAUUCGAGCGUGUCCGAAACAGCAAGGUUUACAAACUGGUCAAGGCCUAUGGUAUUACACCGGACCGUCUCGCGCAAAAUGCUCUCCGCGAGGGCAAGAAGGUCAUUGCGGAUGACGAUGUCAAACUGCCAAUCGACUUGGCUGACAGCCUCGUCGAUGUCGAUUUCCCUACGGGUGACCAAGUUCUCUACCAAGCUCGCCAGAUGUACGCCGAGGAGCUUUUCAUGAGCCCCAGAAUGCGAAAGCAUUUCAGAACUGUCUUUUAUCAGAUGGGUGAAGUCAGUUGUUUCCGUACCGACAAAGGAAUGCGGAGAAUAGAUGAGUCUCACCCAUAUUACGAGAUCAAGUAUCUCAUCAAUCAGACUAUCCCGGAUCUUGCGCGACGGCCAGAGCUGUUUCUCAAGAUGAUGAGGGCCGAGGAGGAAGGCUUGCUAGAAGUCAAGCUCCGACUGCAGAACGAGAAGGAGUUCCGUCGCCAGCUGCACGCCGAGUUUGCUUCGGACAAUUAUAGCGAGCUGGCAGACGCUUGGAACGAGGAGCGCCAGAAAGUUCUUGAUGUCGCAUUCCCCAAGCUCGAGAGGAUUAUUACCAAAGGUGUCAAAGACAACCUAAGAACGGCCUGCCAAGACGAGUUGUUCAAGCUCUGCCGAGAGGAAUACUCGCGAAGACUAGAUCAGGCUCCGUAUAAGCCAAAAGGCAUGGUGUUAGGAACAAUGCCCCGUGUCUUGGCCCUCUCCAACGGCAUGGGAGAUGCAGCGCGAGACCCGAUUUCUUGGGCUUGGGUUGAGGAGGAUGGUCGAUGCAUUGAACAGGGGACAUUCGGCAACCUGGCCCGCGACGACGUUCAACGCGAAGCAUUUGUCGAGCUUGUGGAGCGCAGGAAACCGGACGUCAUCGCCGUAAGCGGUUUCACUGCCGAUACUCACAAACUGGUUCGCGAUCUGGAGAGCCUCGUGAGCGAGAAGGGCUUGAUGGGUCCCGAGUUCGACGACCCAGAGUCUGGUGAUUUCCGCAGCGAACUCUUGGAGGUUCUGAUUGUGAAUGACGAGGUCGCCCGUCUCUACAAAGAUAGUCCGCGAGCACUCUCCGAUCAUCCAACUUUAGGCUCGAUUACCCGCUACUGCGUCGCCCUGGCAAAGUACCUUCAGAAUCCCAUGAAGGAAUAUGCCGCACUUGGCAAAGACAUUACAUCGUUGCUCUUCCACCCCUGCCAGAACCUACUGCCUCAGGAAAAGCUGCUGAAGUACCUCGAGACGGCAAUGGUGGACAUGGUAAAUCUUUGCGGUGUAGAAAUCAACGAGGCUGUCAGCGACUCCUACACGGCCAAUCUUCUUCCUUAUAUCUCCGGGCUUGGCCCUCGCAAGGCAACGAGCGUGAUCAAGGCAAUCAACACAAAUGGUGGGGUUGUUAACUCGCGAGACGAACUCGUCGGCGAUCCUGAUAACAACAAGUUGCCGGUCGUUGGUCCUCGAGUUUGGAACAACUGCGCAAGUUUCCUCUACAUUGAAUACGAUCCAUCUAAUCCGGCCUCGGAGCCAUUGGACAACACUCGCGUCCACCCUGAGGACUACGAACUUGGCCGAAAGAUGGCCGCAGACGCCCUUGAGCUUGACGAAGAAGACGUUAAAGCUGAGACUGACGAGAACGGUGCGGGAGCCAUCGUUCGAAAGCUCUUCAAGGAAGAGGAGCAGGAGAAAGUCAACGAACUCAUUCUCGAGGAGUACGCUGAGCAGCUGGAGGGUACUUACAACCAGAAGAAGCGUGCUACUCUGGAGACAAUUCGUGCCGAACUCCAGGCGCCAUACGAAGAACUCCGACGCAAUUACACCCCCCUGAAUCCCGAGCAGAUUUUCACCAUGUUCACAGCAGAGACCAAAGAUUCCUUGGACGAGGGAAUGAUUCUUUCGGUCAACAUACGCGUGGUGAAGGAUGACUUUGCCAUUGCCAAGCUUGAUUGCGGUAUCGAGGGACGCAUUGAAGCUCACGAGGUCUCCAGUCGCAGCAACGUAUCAAUGAAGGAAGUCAUUCACGUAGGCCAGACGGUGCAAGCGAAGAUCUUGGACCUCAACCGGAAAGACUUCUCUGCGAAGUUGUCUAUCCGUGAAGACGCCCUUCGUCGGCCAUACCGCAAGCACAUCGAUCAUGAUCGUGGAACCUGGGAUUACAGACUCGAGGAUGAUGACAAGGAGGCGCUUCGAGAAAAAGACAAGGUGACUGGUCGCACGCAGAGAGUGAUUAAACACCCCCUGUUUAAACCCUUCAACGCCAUGGAGGCGGAGCAAUACCUUGGAUCGCAAGGUAAUGGCGAUGUGGUUAUUCGCCCAUCGUCCAAGGGCAAUGACCACUUGGCCAUCACUUGGAAGGUGGCAGAUGGUGUUUAUCAACACGUCGAUGUUCUUGAACUGCAAAAAGAGACGGAGUUCUCCGUGGGACGGACGCUCCGGAUUGGUGGCAAGUAUACGUACACCGAUCUCGACGAGCUGAUUGUAGAACACGUCAAGGCGAUGGCCCGUAAAGUGGAGGAGCUCAUGGCCAACGAGAAGUUCAGAAAGGGCAGCAUUGCCGACUUGGAAAAAUGGCUGACAGCCUACUCGGAUGCCAACCCGCAACGAUCGAUCUACUCGUUCUGCAUCGACCCCAAGCACCCUGGUUACUUCUUCUUGUGCUUCAAGGCAAGCAAAGGAUCCAGAAUGGGGACGUGGGUUGUUCGGGUGGUGCCUAACGCGUAUGAGAUGAUGAAGAACCAGUACCCGGACAUGCGGGCUCUCUGUAACGGGUUCAAGCUACGGUUCCAGAGCGAGAUGGGCAAGAUGCAGCAGAGACGCUGA